AUGGACAGGCCUGAAUGCACGGGCCCGCAUUUUCAUUGGAUUUGCCAAUCAUCCUUCUUGAUGGGCAUAAGAUCAUGCUGUCUCCAUGCAUGGCAGGCUGGCAUGGGAGCAAUGCGUCAACCAGCCAGUCAGCGGGCCUUUUGUUACGGGGACUAUUUCGGUUUCCUAUUUGAGCGCCUCAACUGUGCUCUACAUGCGACUUCUUUGGCAGCGGUAACGACGGCGCUGUACCCUACAACCACCAACAUCGCUUCGUUACAAGCAAGGUUUUUGAAAAAGUCCAUGAGAAAAACAGUCAUGUCUAGCCUUUUGAUGGACAAUCGAAAGCUUCCCUGCAAAUAG
This is a messenger RNA of Blastomyces dermatitidis ER-3, 342 nucleotides long. RefSeq lists its product as uncharacterized. The record is from RefSeq and is a predicted model, not a curated record. Bases 1 to 342 code for a protein of 113 amino acids. The transcript has a single exon. NCBI's taxonomy places the organism in Eukaryota, Fungi, Ascomycota, Eurotiomycetes, Onygenales, Ajellomycetaceae.